AGAGGAGGCCAGCAGAGGGACAAGGAGCUUAAUUACAGAGACUGGAGAUCGUGCUGAUCCACUGGACCCGUCAGUUCACACGACGUCCUGGGUGCCCAGCACCUGGUGGAGAUGGGCGACAGCGCCGGCCCCCUGGAGGAGAUCACCUUCUGGAGCAGCCGCUGUGCCGACCUGACAGGCAUCAGCCUGCAGCUACAGAAGCCCGGCGUCAGACCACAUCCAGAGUAUUCUGCGGCUGGUCCAAGUCCUCCUACCUGCAGCCCUUCUCCAAGUUGGCCCAAGGAGGUCCAGGAUGGCUCCCAGCAGGCAGAAUCCAACCUGCGGUUCCUGUCCCUGCUGAAGCAGCCAUGUGAGGAGCUGGUGCAGCUGCAGCCGAGCCAGGUGGCCCCCAAGCUCCAGCACAUUACCGACCUCAUACGCAUCAUCUGGGACAACUCUCCGCACUACAACACCCGGGACCGGCUCACCGCGCUCUUCCACAAGAUGAGCAACGAGAUGAUCCGCCUGUGCUGCCGGAGCCUCUCUCUGGACCGGAUGUUCCAGGGCCACGUGGCCUCUAGCAAGCAGAACCUACGGGACUGCAUCGAGUGCUGCGUGGCCUGGAAGGACAUAUACCUGCAGGCCGCACGGAUACACCACAGGUAUUCUUCCAGAGGCUGGGUCCUGGACCAGACAAGCAUCUUCGCUCUCAGUGACGCCUUCGUUCAGCGGUGCAAAGACCUCAUUGAAGUGUGUGACUGCCAGCAGCAGUUUGCUCGGUUUGAGGAGGGCCAGCAGGUGGCGCCGCCGUGUUUCGCCGAGCCCCAUGGGGCCGUGACGGCACGUGGCCUGCUUGAGAUCGAGAGCAUCUUCCUGCGCAGCCUGCAGGGCCUCGCUGCCAUGGGCGACAGCAUCCUGGACGUCUGGAGGAACUCUGGAUGGCACGACCACUACAACAGGUUCCGUACGUCCAUAAAGCAGCUGGAGGUGAUGAUGCAGAACGUCAUCAGCGGUGCCUUCGAGACGGUCAACACAGUGAGGGAAGGAGUCCAACUGUUGGACGUCUUCGGGCACCUGUCUGCACGAGAGGCCAUCAAGCACACCUUGGACAGGAUGACAGUGAAGCUGUACGACCUGAUCAACAAGGAGCUCCAACUGGUCAAAAACGACCUGAGCAAGAAGACCUGCCAGGUGGCGAGUCAUGUCCCCCAGAAGGCCGGCCAAGCUCACUGGGCGCACUGCCUCCGCCGCCGCAUCCAGAGCACCAUGGAGUUGGUGGAGGGUGCCCACUUUGUGGGCCAGACAGGCAGUGGCGAGGAGGUGUGCCUGGCUCACGGGCAGCUGGUGCAGACCCUGGAUGAACUGCUGCGCAAGACCUACAGCGACUGGAGCCAGGGAGUGGACCGCCAGAGCAUCCAGAGGCUAGAGCAGCCCCUCAUGCUGCGCUGCCGCCAGGACAACACCAUGCUGGACAUCAACUUCGACAAGGGCCUGCUGAAGAUGUUCAGUGAGAUCCAGUACUGGGAGAGUCUCCGCAUGGAGAUCCCCCACUACGUGCUGGAGGUGUACCAGCGGCGCGAGGAGCUUCGCACCCUGCGCGAGAGUGUUCUCCGGCUGGUCAGCGACUACAACAGGAUCAUCAAGGCUCUGUCUCCAGGGGAGCUGGGUGUGUUCCGGGAGCGGAUCCGCUUCCUGGACAAGAAGAUUCAGCCAGGCCUGACAAAGCUUCUGUGGUCCACCAAGGGAACCUCCAACCUCUUCAUCACCGAGUGCUGCACGCAUGUCACCAAGGUUCAGACCAUAGUGAAUGAGUACAAGGCAGCCAACCUGACCAUAUCAGCCCUGUGCAGGCAGAUCAGUGAGACCUUGCUGGUCAGACUAGACGGCAGGACUGUGUACAGGGACCUGGAGUUCGAGAGCGACCAGCGGGCCCACCAGCAGAGCCAGCUGCAGAAGCUGUGCACCGCCCACCAGGACAUCGUGGACAUCAUGACACGCGUGUACGACACUUUCCGCAGCGCCGGAGCCGAGGUCCAGCAGUACUGGCUGACCUACAUGGAGAGGGUGGACCGCAUGGUGGAGGAGGCCCUGAGGCUGGCCGUCAAGCGGUCGCUGCAGGAGCUGUCCAAGGCCAUCAACGGGGACUCCAAGGCCCUGCCCGACCCCCUCUUCAGGGUGCAGGUGGUACUGCGGCAGGGCCCGCCAAGAGCCAUGGCCAGGGUGGAGUUCUCCCCCACGCUACCGAAGUUGGCCCAGGUGGUGAACAGCAUCGGGCCCCAACUCAUCAACACCAUCUCCAGCUUCAAGAGGCUACCCGACCUCCUCACCCACAAGCACUCGCAGCGCAAGCCUGUGCACGCCAUCCUGGAGCAAGACGAGGAGCUGGGGAAGAUCCAGGCGGCUUUGGCAGCAGGCAUGACGGCCAAUGCGGGCCACUUGCAGGCCUACCUGAAGACCUGGGACAAACACCGUGCCAUCUGGGAGAUCAACAAGGACCCCUUCAUCCAGCGCUACCAGCGGUUCAACACGCCUGUGUCCACCUUUGACGCAGACAUCGCCAGGUACACAGAGGUGGCCAACAACAUCCAGAAUGAGGAGACCGUGCUGGAUAUCCAGUUCGUGCUGCUGGACUGCUCCCCCCUCAAGUCGUCCCUGGUGCAGCACUGCAAUGAGUGGCAGAGCAAACUCACCGAGCUGCUCAGCCUCAUGGCCAGCCGACAGCUCACAGAGCUCCACGGCUUCCUGCAGGACAACGCCACCAGGCUGAGCCGGCCUCCCCAGACCCUGGAGGAGCUGGGAGAGGGUCUGGAGCUGCUGGAGCGUCUCCAGGGGGGGCUGGCCAAGCUGGAGGCCAAGAUACCCCCCAUACACGAUCAGUUUGCCAUCCUGGCCAAGUAUGAGGUCACCGUCGACCUGGCAGUGCAGAGGAUGCUGGAGGGUCUGAGCAGCCAGUGGCUGUGGUUCCAGCAGGCGGUGGUGGACGGAGACGUCAUGCUGAGGAAAAACAAGGAAAAGUUCAAGAGUCGCCUGGUCUUCUCCUCCGAGGAUUUCAAGAAGAAGACCCAGGCCACGCUGCAGGAGUUCACCAGCACAGGUCCGUUCAGCAGUGCGGCGAGCGGUGAAGCAGCCCUGGAGCAGAUCCAGGACCUCCGGGCUCAGCUGGAGAGCCAGAAGGAGGAGGAGGGGACCCUCCGCCAGGGCCUCAACAUUUUCAAGAUCGUCCAGCCCCCUUCCAAAGACCUCCAGGCGCUGGAGAAGGACCUGGAGUCCCUGCAGCAGGUGUGGGAGGCUAGCCAGCAGUGGAGCUCCAACUGGAAGCAGUGGAAGACAGGAGCCUUCCUCUCCCUGCAGACCGAGACCAUGGAGAGCACCGCCCAGGACAUGUUCAAACACGUCACUAAGCUCAGCAGGGAACUCAAGGACAAGAAGUGGGACAUAGUGGAAAGUACCAGGAAAAACAUUGAGCAGUUCAAGAGGACCAUCCCUCUCAUCACAGACCUGAAGAACCCUGCCCUGAGAGACAGGCACUGGAAUGAGAUCCGCCAGGAGCUGCAGUGCUCCGUGGAGCACACCAGCCCUGAGUUCACCCUGGAGAAGAUGGUGUCCCUGGGCCUGGACCAGCACGCCGACAAGAUCUCUGAAAUCUGUGGAGCCGCCUGCAAGGAGCUCUCCAUCGAACAGGGUCUGGAGACCAUCGCGAAAACAUGGGGGGAGAUGGUGCUGGACAUCACUCCGUACAAGGACAAGGGUCAUCACCAGCUCAGCACUACGGAGGAGCUCUUCCAGGCCCUGGAGGACAACCAGGUCAGCCUGUCCACCAUGAAGGCGUCUCGCUUCGUGAGGGCCUUCGACCAGGAAGUGGACCGCUGGGAGCGCUGCCUGUCUCUGGUGAUGGAGGUCACCGAGAUGGUGCUCACCGUGCAGAGGCAGUGGAUGUACCUGGAAAACAUCUUCAUGGGGGAGGACAUCAGAAAGCAGUUGCCUUGUGAAUCCAAAGACUUCGACGACAUCAACUCCAGCUGGAAGUGCAUCAUGGACCGGCUCCACAAGGACAACAAUGCCCUGAGAGGCACCGGUCACCCUGGCCUGCAGGAGAAGUUGGUGGAGAUGAACGUGAAGCUGGAGGAGAUCCAGCGGGCGCUGGACAUGUACCUGGAGACCAAGCGGCAGGUGUUCCCCAGGUUCUACUUCCUGUCCAACGACGACCUGCUGGAGAUCCUGGGGCAGUCGCGCAACCCUACCGCCGUGCAGCCCCACCUCAAGAAGUGCUUCGAUAACAUAACCAGACUGCAGAUCGCUAAGGCGGGAGUGAGCGGCAACAAGAUGGAGGCCAACGGGAUGUUCUCUGCGGACGGAGAGUUUGUUGAGUUCACCCAGUCGGUGUCCCUGGAAAAACCAGUCGAGUGCUGGCUGUGUGACAUUGAGCGGUCCAUGCGCACCACGCUCAAGGACUCCCUGAGGAACUGCCGCCUGGCGCUGCAGAAGAUGACGGCCAAGAGAGACAAAUGGGUCAGAGAUUGGCCCGGACAGAUGGUGAUCGCGGCCAGUCAGAUCCAGUGGACCACCGACGUGACCAGGACCCUCAUCUCAGGCAAGGAGAAGGGCGACAAGUCUGAUCUCAGGGCCCUGAAGAAAAAACAGGUGUCCCUGCUCAACCGCUACUCGGACGCCAUCCGGGGCGACCUGUCCAAGAUCCUGCGGCUGAAGAUCGUGGCGCUGGUCACGGUGGAGGUGCACGCCCGCGACGUCCUGGACAAGCUGGCCAAGAUGGGCUGCUGCGACGUCAGUGCCUUCGACUGGCUCUGUCAGCUGCGCCUCUACUGGGAGAAGGACGUGGACGACUGCGUUAUCCGGCAGACCAACACGCAGUUCAAGUAUGGCUACGAGUACCUCGGCAACUCUGGACGCCUGGUCAUCACCCCGCUGACAGACAGGUGCUACAUGACCCUGACCACGGCCCUCCACCUCCACCGGGGGGGGUCUCCUAAGGGUCCGGCGGGCACGGGGAAGACGGAGACGGUGAAGGACCUGGGCAAGGCCCUGGGCAUGUAUGUCAUCGUGGUCAACUGCUCCGAGGGCCUGGACUACAAGUCCAUGGGACGCAUGUACUCCGGCCUGGCUCAGACAGGGGCGUGGGGAUGCUUCGACGAGUUUAACCGUAUCAACAUCGAGGUGCUCUCGGUGGUGGCCCAGCAGAUCCUCUCCAUCCUGUCCGCCCUCUCUGCCGGCCUCACCAAGUUCGUCUUCGACGGACAAGAGAUCAGCCUGGUCUGGUCCUGUGGCAUCUUCAUCACCAUGAACCCUGGCUAUGCGGGUCGCAGCGAGCUGCCGGACAACCUGAAGUCCAUGUUCAGACCCAUCUCCAUGGUGGUGCCGGACUCCACGCUCAUCGCAGAGAUCACCCUGUUUGGGGAAGGCUUCAACAAUUGCAAGCUCCUUGCCAAGAAGGUGUUCACGCUGUACUCCCUGGCGGUGCAGCAGCUGUCCAAGCAGGACCACUACGACUUCGGCCUGCGAGCCCUCACCUCCCUGCUACGCUACGCCGGCACGAAGCGGCGUCUUCGUCCUGAUCUGCCCGGGGAAGAGAUCCUCCUCAUGUCCAUGAGGGACAUGAACCUGGCCAAGCUGACGUCGGUGGACCUGCCGCUGUUCAACAGCAUCAUCCAGGACCUGUUCCCUGGGGUGGACUCGCCCACCAUCGACUACGGAAAGUUGCGGGAGGCCAUCGAGGCGGAGCUGUGUGAGCGCGGCCUGCAGCCCAUCCCCUUCACGGUGUCCAAGGUCAUCCAGCUGUACGAGACCAAGAGCUCCCGCCACUCCACCAUGCUGGUGGGCCGGACGGGCAGCGGCAAGACGGUGACCUGGAGGACGCUGCAGAACGCCCUCACCGCCCUGCACCGCAAGGGGGAGCCGGGCUACCAGCUCAUCAGGGACUACCCCCUGAACCCCAAGGCGGUGAGCCUGGGAGAACUGUACGGAGAGAGCAACCUGUCCACCAACGAGUGGACCGAUGGCCUGCUGUCCUCCCUGAUGAGGACCGCGUGCGCAGACGAGAAGCCGGAGGAGAAGUGGAUGGUGCUGGACGGGCCGGUGGACACUCUGUGGAUCGAGAGCAUGAACUCUGUGAUGGACGACAACAAGGUGCUGACUCUCAUCAACGGAGAGAGGAUCUCCAUGCCUGAGCAGGUCUCCUUGCUGUUCGAGGUGGAGGACCUGGCGGUGGCUUCCCCGGCCACGGUGUCCCGUUGUGGGAUGGUCUACAACGACUACACCGACCUGGGCUGGAGACCCUACGUCCAGUCCUGGCUGCAGAGGAGACACAAGGCGGAGCUGGAGCCCCUGAAGCGUCUGUUUGAGAAGUACCUGGAGAAGACCCUGCUGUUUAAGAAGAGCUCCUGCAAGGAGCUGGUGUCCAUCACAGAGCUGAACGGAGUGGCCUCCCUCUGCCGCCUCUACGACGCCCUGGCCACGCCCGACAACGGGGUGAACCCUGCCGACACGGAACACUUCCCUCACAUGGUGGAGCUCUGGUUCCUCUUCAGCCUCAUCUGGUCGGUGGGCGCCUCGGUGGACGAGGACGGACGCAAGAAGAUGGACAACUUCCUGCGCGAGAUAGACGGCACAUUCCCCACCAAGGACACUAUCUACGAGUACUACGUGGACUCCAAGAAGAAGACCUGGGCUCCAUUCGAGGGUCAGCUGUCUAAGGGCUGGCGAUACCCUGCCAACGCUCCGUUCUACAAGAUCAUGGUGCCCACGGUGGACACGGUGCGCUACAACUUCCUGGUGGGGGCGCUGGUGGCGGGCCAGUACCCGGUGCUGCUCACCGGACCCGUGGGCACGGGCAAGACCUCGGUGGCCCAGGUGGUGCUCCAGAACCUGGACCCCUCCAAGUGGGCCGUCCUCACCAUCAACAUGUCCUCCCAAACCACCUCCAGCAACGUGCAGGCCAUCGUGGAGAGCCGCGUGGAGAAGCGCACCAAGGGCGUGUACGUGCCCGCGGGGGGCAAACGCAUGCUGUGCUUCCUGGACGACCUCAACAUGCCCGCGCACGACGGCUUUGGCUCCCAGCCGCCCCUGGAGCUGCUGCGCCUCUGGGUAGACCACGGCUUCUGGUACGACCGGCUGAAGCAGACCCUGAAGUGUGUCAAGGACAUGUUCCUGCUGGCAUCUAUGGGGCCCCCUGGUGGAGGAAGGACCCACAUCUCUGCUCGCUUUCAGAGUCGAUUCAACCUCAUCAACAUGACUUUCCCACACGACUCUCAGAUCAAGCGCAUCUACGGCACCAUGAUCAACCAGAAGCUGCAGGAGUUUGGGGAGGAGGUGAAGCCCAUCGGAGCCAUCCUGACCCAGGCCACGCUGGAGCUCUACGACGCCGUGGUGGUCCGCUUCCUGCCAACGCCGGCCAAGAUACACUACCUCUUCAACCUUAGGGACAUCUCUAAGGUGUUUCAGGGUCUCCUGCGAGCCCACCGAGAUGUCCAUGACACCAAGCAGAGUAUAACUAGGCUGUGGAUCCAUGAGUGCUUUAGGGUGUUCUCCGACCGCCUGGUGGACAGCAGCGAUGCGGAGGCCUUCGUGGGUCUGAUGGCGGAGAAGCUGGGCUCCCUCUUCGACCUCACCUACCCCAGCAUCUGCCCCAACAAGAUACCCCCUGUGUUUGGGGACUUCCUGAAGGAGCCCCGUGUGUACGAGGACCUCCAGGACUCCAAGAGGCUGAGGGUCUUCAUGGAGAGCCAGCUGGAGGACUACAACCUGACCCCCGGCACCGUGCCGAUGGACCUGGUUCUGUUCAGAGACGCCAUCGAGCACAUCACCCGAGUGGUGCGUGUGAUCAGCCAACCCCGGGGCAACAUGCUGCUGGUGGGCGUCGGCGGCUCAGGACGCCAGAGCCUGUCCAAGAUGGCCGCCUCCAUCUGCACCUACCAGGUGUUCCAGGUGGAGGUCACCAAACAGUACCGCAAGAUGGAGUUCAGGGAAGACAUCAAGAAGCUGUACAGGCAGACGGGCGUGGACGACCUGCCCACGGUGCUGGUGUUCAGUGAUGCCCAGAUGGUGGAGGAGUCCUUCCUGGAGGACAUCAACAACGUGCUGAGCUCUGGGGAGGUGCCCAACCUCUACAAGCAGGACGAGUUUGACGAGGUGUGUGGAGCCCUGUCAGAGUCGGCCAGGAAGAACGGGGUCCUGGAGACUCCGGACUCCAUGUUCGCCUAUCUGAUCGAGAGGGUCCGGAACAACCUGCAUGUGGUGCUUUGCAUGAGCCCCGUGGGGGAGCCCUUCAGGAACCGGAUCCGCCAGUACCCGGCGCUGGUCAACUGCAGCACCAUAGACUGGUUCUGUGAGUGGCCCAGGGAGGCCCUGCUGGAGGUGGCUGAGAGGUACCUGGACGCCCUGGACCUGGGGACCGUGGAGUCGAUCCACACCAGGGUGGCCAGCGUCUUCGUCACCAUGCACCAGUCUGUGGCCACCUUCUCCCACAGGAUGAGGGCAGAGCUCCGGAGGCACAACUACGUCACCCCCACCAAUUACCUGGAGCUGGUGUCAGGAUACAAGAAGCUGCUGGCGGAGAAGCGCAGGGAGCUGGGUGAGCAGGUAACCAAGCUGCGCAAUGGGCUGUACAAGAUCGAUGACACCAGGGAGAAGGUGCAGGCCAUGUCCCUGGAGCUGGAGGAGGCCAAGGUGAAGGUGGCCGACUUCCAGAGGCAGUGUGAGGAGUACCUGGUGGUCAUCGUCCAGCAGAAGAGAGAGGCAGAUGAACAGCAGAAGGCAGUAGGAGCCCACAGUGAGAAGAUCGGGGCGGAGGAGGUGAAGUGUAAGGCCCUGGCUGAGAACGCCCAGAGGGACCUGGAUGAGGCCCUGCCCGCCCUGGAGGAGGCCAUGAAGGCCUUGGAGUCCCUGAACAAGAAAGACAUGACGGAGAUCAAGUCGUAUGGGCGUCCCCCGACCCUGGUGGAGACGGUGAUGCAGGCUGUCAUGACCCUGCUGUGCAAGGACCCCACCUGGGCAGAGGCUAAGAGACAGCUGGGUGAGUCCAGCUUCAUCAAGUCCUUGGUUAACUUCGACAAGGACAACAUCUCGGACCGCGUGCUGAAGAAGACGGGCCAGUACUGCACGCAGGCCGACUUCCAGCCCGAGAUCAUCGGCAGGGUGUCGCUGGCCGCCAAGUCCCUCUGCAUGUGGGUCAGAGCCAUGGAGGUGUACGGUCGAAUCUCCCGGGUGGUGGAACCCAAGCGAGCCCGGCUGCAGGCAGCCACACUGCAGCUGGCUGAGAAGCAGGCCUCCCUGGCAGAGGCCCAGGACAAACUCAGAGAGGUGGGUGAGAAGCUGGAGCAGCUGAAGAAGCAGUAUGAUGAGAAGCUGGCGAUGAAGGAGGAGCUGAGGAGGAGCUCAGAGGACAUGGAGGUCAAACUGGACCGCGCCGACAAGCUGGUGUCUGGUCUGGCUGGGGAAAGGGCUCGCUGGGAGACCACCGUCAUCGGUCUGGAGGAGAACAUGGGCUACCUGGUGGGAGACUGCUUGUUAGCGGCCUCCUGUCUGUCCUACCUGGGCCCCUUCCUGUCCAACUACAGAGACCAGCUGGUGGCCCUUUGGAUGAAGGAGGUGCGUGAGCUGCAGGUGCCAUGCUCCCCGGGCUUCAGUUUCUCCGGCUUCCUGUCCAGACCCACCGUGGUGCGGGACUGGAACAUCCAGGGCCUGCCCUCCGACGCCUUCUCCACUGAGAACGGAGUCAUCGUCACCCGCGGCAACCGAUGGCCACUAAUGGUGGACCCACAAGGCCAGGCCCUGAAGUGGAUCAAAAACAUGGAGAGGGGCAGGGGUCUGAAGGUGAUAGACCUCCAGAUGCCGGACUUCCUGCGGGUCCUGGAGGGCGCGGUCCAGUCUGGAGCCCCUGUGCUGCUGCAGAACGUCCAGGAGGAGCUGGACCCCGCGCUGGCCCCCAUCCUCAACAAGUCCCUCACACAUGUUGGAGGGAGGAUGCUGCUGAAGCUGGGGGACAAGGAGGUGGAGUACAGCCCUGACUUCAGCUUCUACAUCACCACCAAGCUGUCUAACCCCCACUACCCUCCCGAGAUCUCCACCAAGACCACCAUCGUCAACUUUGCAGUCAAGGAGCAGGGUCUGGAGGCCCAGCUGCUGGGCAUCGUGGUCCGUAAGGAGCGUCCAGACCUGGAGGAGCAAAAGGACUCCCUGGUCCUCAACAUCGCCUCUGGCAAGAGGACACUGCAGGAGCUGGAGGAUGAGAUCCUCAGGCUCCUGAACGAGGCUACAGGCUCUCUCCUGGACGACGUCCAGCUGGUGAACACUCUGCAGACGUCCAAGGUGACGGCCACCCGGGUGACAGAGCAGCUGGAGAGCAGUGAGCAGACCGAGAUCAAGAUCGACACCGCCAGAGAGGGCUACCGUCCGUGUGCGCUGCGCGCCUCCAUCCUGUUCUUCGUGCUGAACGACAUGGGCUGCAUCGACCCCAUGUACCAGUUCUCCCUGGACGCCUACAUAGACCUGUUCAACCUCAGCAUGGAGAAGAGCCCCCGCAGCCACAAGCUGGAGGAGAGGAUCUCCCACCUCAAUGACUACCACACCUACGCCGUGUACAGGUACACGUGCAGGGGACUGUUUGAGGUCCACAAGCUGCUGUUCAGCUUCCAGAUGUGCACCAAGAUCCUGGAGGUGACCGGGGCCCUCAACAUGGACGAGUACAGCUUCUUCCUACGAGGGGGGCUGGUGCUGGACAAGGAGGGUCAGAUGGACAAUCCGUGCAGUAGCUGGCUGAGUGACUCUAACUGGGACAACAUCACGGAGCUGGACCGCCUUCCCAGCUUCCGUGGCAUCAUGGCCUCCUUCGAGCAGCAAUCCAGGGACUGGAAUCUGUGGUUCACCAGCGCCCAACCUGAGAGUGCACCCCUCCCCGGUGAGUGGGAUGGCACUCUGAAGGAGCUCCAGCGGAUGUUGGUGGUACGGUCCCUGCGUCAGGACCGCAUCUCCUUCUGCGUCACCUCAUUCAUCGUCAACAACCUGGGCUCCCGCUUCGUGGAGCCUCCGGCCCUCGAUAUGAAGGCUGUGAUGGAGGACUCCACCCCCAGGAACCCCCUGAUCUUCGUGCUGUCCCCCGGCGUCGACCCCACGGGGGCCCUCACCCAGCUGGCCGAGGCGUCUGACAUGGGCAGCCGCUUCCACGCACUCUCCCUGGGCCAGGGCCAGGCGCCCAACGCCAGGCGUAUGAUCCAGGAGGGGAUCAAGCAAGGCCACUGGGUGUUCCUGGCCAACUGCCACCUGUCCCUGUCCUGGAUGCCCGAGCUGGACAAGCUGGUGGAGCAGCUACAGGUGGAGCCUAGCCACCCUGACUUCAGGCUGUGGCUCAGCUCCUCCCCUCACCCAGACUUCCCCAUCGCCAUCCUGCAGGCCGCCAUCAAGAUGACCACCGAGCCCCCAAAGGGAAUAAAAGCCAACAUGAAGCGUCUGUACCAGCUGGUGUCGGAGGCCCGCUUCGCCCGCUGCUCCCGGCCGGUGCCCUACCGCCGACUCCUCUUCUCCCUCUGCUUCUUCCACAGCCUGCUGCUGGAGAGGAACAAGUUCCUGCAGCUGGGCUGGAACAUCGUCUACGGCUUCAACGACUCCGACUUCGAGGUGAGUGAGAACCUGCUGAGCCUGUACCUGGAUGAGUACGAGGAGGUCCCCUGGGACGCCCUGCGCUACCUGAUCGCAGGCGUCAACUACGGCGGCCACGUGACCGACGACUGGGACCGCCGGCUGCUGGCCACCUACAUCAACGAGCUGUUCUGCCACGCCGCGCUCAGCAAGCCCUUCUUCAAGCUCUCGUCCCUGCCCACCUACUACAUCCCCCGGGACGGGCCCCAGGCCUCCUACCGGGAAUACGUGGGCCAGCUGCCUGCCACGGAGCACCCCGAGGUGUUCGGCCAGCACCCCAACGCCGACAUCGCCAGCCAGAUCGCCGAGACGCGCACGCUGUUCGACACGCUGCUGUCGCUGCAGCCGCAGGUCCCCAGCAGCACUGCGGGGGCCUCGGGGCCCAGCAAGGAGGACAAGGUGCUGGAGCUGGCGGCCGACAUACGGGAGAAGCUGCCCGAGGCCAUCGACUACGAGGGGACCAGGGCACUACUGCAGGAUGACCCGUCGCCCCUCAACGUGGUGCUGCUGCAGGAGAUCCAGAGAUACAACGCCCUGCUGGACACCAUCAGAUCCUCCCUGGUGGAGCUGGAGAAGGGCAUCAAAGGUCUGGUGGUGAUGUCAUCCAACCUGGAGGAGACCUUCAACUGUAUCCAUGACGCCCGCGUCCCACCACUGUGGGAGAAGGCCUACCCGUCCCUGAAGCCCCUGGCCUCCUGGACCCGGGACCUGUGCCAGCGCAUGGAUCAGUUUGCCCGCUGGGCCACGACGGCGCACCCCCCCGUCCUGUUCUGGCUGUCCGGCUUCACCUUCCCCACAGGCUUCCUGACCGCCGUGCUGCAGGCUUCUGCACGAAACAACAAGGUGUCGGUGGACACCCUCUCCUGGGAGUUUGUGGUGGCCACGAUGGAUGACAGCCACCUCCUCUCCCCCCCCAAGGACGGGGUGUACAUCCGGGGCUUGUACCUGCAGGGGGCUGGCUGGGACAAGAAGGGCGCCUGUCUGGUGGAGGCCGAGGCCAUGAGGCUGGUCUGCCCCAUCCCCACCAUCCACUUCAGACCCACCGAGAACCGCAAGAAGACCGCCAAGAGUAUGUACGUGUGUCCCUGCUACUACUUCCCGGUGCGUGCGGGUGGGGGGGGGAUGCCCUCCUUCGUGGUGGGGGUGGAGCUGAAGUCGGGGGCCGUCCCCCCCGACCACUGGGUGAAGAGAGGCACGGCCCUGCUGAUGAGCCUGGACUCAUAGAGACACACACACCUAGCACACAUACACACACAGACACAUACACACUGCAGGACCUGGACGCAUAGAGACACACACACCUAGCAGACAUACACACACAGACACAUACAGACUGCAUGACCU
Gadus morhua (Atlantic cod) is the source of this 12969-nucleotide messenger RNA. It is a transcript of the gene dnah2, whose product is annotated as dynein, axonemal, heavy chain 2. Gene Ontology annotation, molecular function: dynein intermediate chain binding; ATP binding; ATP hydrolysis activity. The record is from RefSeq and is a predicted model, not a curated record. Gene Ontology annotation, biological process: microtubule-based movement. Bases 112 to 12849 code for a protein of 4245 amino acids. The transcript has 84 exons. Lineage: Eukaryota; Metazoa; Chordata; Actinopteri; Gadiformes; Gadidae. Gene Ontology annotation, cellular component: dynein complex.